AGUUACUGAUCCAUGAGAGGACAUCUGUCUUAUCCCAUGACAACUUGCUUUGCUCAAGAGCUUUUGGUGAGGGACCUUGUCAAACGCUUUCUGAAAAUCCAAGUACACUAUAUCACUCUUGUCCACCUGUUUGUUGACCACUCCUCAAAGAAUUCUAGUAGAUUGUGUACAGAGGCCAAAAAGCAUUGCUGGUACUUUGAAGGGUUGUAUCCUACAUAUUAUAUAUGUCGCUCCUAUGAAGAUUGCUGUGGGUCAAGAUGCUGCGUAAGAGCCCUCUCUAUCCAGCGACUCUGGUAUUUUUGGUUCCUUCUGAUGAUGGGCGUUCUGUUCUGCUGCGGAGCUGGUUUCUUCAUCCGAAGGCGGAUGUAUCCUCCACCACUUGUAGAAGAACCUACUUUUAAUGUAUCCUACACCAGACAACCAGCCAACACUGCAGCAGGAUCACAGCAACCAGGGAUGCCAUACUACACGGAUCCAGGAGGACCUGUGAUGAACCCCAUGUCUAUGGCUUUCCAUGUCCAGCCCAACUCCCCACCAGGGAAUCCAGUGUACCCACCUCCACCCUCUUACUGCAACGCACCCCCACCCCCAUAUGAGCAGGUGGUGAAAUCCUCCACGUAACAACUCGGCAGCUCUGUUACCUGACUCUGUGAGAAGCAGGUGCCAUUGCAAAGUGACUGGGGUAGAGGGCCUCUGCCCUUCUGAACACUUGCUAGUUCUCUAACUCUCCCUACACACACUCCCCAUUAACAUUACUUGCAAGGGAUGAUUUUUUUUGUAGUAGGGGGUGAAUUUUCAUUUUGAUGUAUUCAAAACUAAAGCAAGGUCUUUUAAAUGCUUUUAAUGGAAAUCUAUAUUUAAAUCCAGUACGUUUUCCCUUUAUUUAUUGUUUCAAAGGUGUAUAUUAACGCAUUGUGGCAAAAUACGGUAGCAGCUUUAUGCAACCACAAAGUGAUGCACACUCUCCUAAAACCCAGUAGAUGAAUGUGGUAUUCUACUAGAGUAGAAAGGAGAAAAGGAGUGAGUUGGAGGAAAGAGUCAGGGCUAGAUAUUUAUGAGAAGUGUGACCACCAACCUCAUGGUCUGUGGUUUUCUAGAAAAGCUCUGUUCUGAGACACGGAAAGGGGACAGGAUGUUAUGGAAGCCAUCGAGUGAGCAAGGAAGUCAAGUCAUGGCAGUGGGUUCUGUUUGGAACAAGUCCCACUUGAGAGCUUCACUUCUAUAAAAGAUGGGGGUCCAAGAAAUCAUGAAUGAGCAGGUCUGCAAUGUCUCCACCUGAACCCGGACUCUGAACUUGCCACCUUAAGCCUGGUUCCUCUUCUCCUUUUGACACUUUCUGGAGAGGGUUUUUUGUUGUUGUUGUUGCCAAGGAUGAGAUUGUAAAAUAUAGUUGAUGAUCUAAAUGUUAGGCAGACCUGCAUGUGGCAGGGAAAAUGUUAUCAGUUCCCAGCUACACAUCUACACUUGUAGAGAAACUACUUAGAAAUAUUUCAAUACACAGAAGAGUUUUCUGCCCUAAAGUUAAAAUGGAAAAAAUGGGAACUUAGGCCCAGAUCCUCAAGGUAUUUAGGCGCUGAACUUCCAUCUGGGCCUUGGGUCCCAAUCUUGCUCCCUUUGAAGUCCCUGGGAGUUUUGUCAUUGACUUCACUGGGUGAUGACUGGGUCCUUGUUCCAUACAGCACGUUAGCUCACUGGUUUUGGUUAUUGUCUUAUAGCCACAGAGAGAGCAUGAAAGGGUGUUGUCUUCUCCAAUCAAGAGAUUUGAAAAUCUUCUCUUAACAAUGCUUUAAGCGCAGUAGCUUACUGGGACAUAUGUUUAAGGGUUGCUUCUGAGCCUAAUGCAUGGACACUUUGGCCAUGCAACUGCCACUUGCAGACAAGACCCUAUUCAUCAUGCUGAAAAUGUUCCCAUUUGUAUUUGUCUCAUACUCCUUGGAGGUUCUUUGAGUGGCAGUGGCCACUACCCAAUAUCUUCAAACAAACAAAACCUUUUCUCCUGAGGUGUUUAUGAAUGAUUGUUUUUGCAGAUAUUUUACAUGGAAAAUGGAUAAGUACAGAAAAUACCGCGCACCGAUAAACCCGGGAACCCCCCAUCCUCUUUUUAGUCCCUUUUCUGAGUGGAACUACCCUUCGAAGGAUCAAAUCCAGCAGUCUUAACUCGGGCACAAUUUCUGUUGAGAAUAAACACUUAUGUGACAUCUAGAAGAAAAUACUUUCUGGGCCCAUUCCUGUACAACCCUGACAAAUUCUGGGAGGAAUUGGCCUGCUAUAAAUACACUGAAAUUGCAUCCAUUUGGAUUGUGUUACAUUCACCAAAGCCCAUUCUGUGUAAUUAACCAGUCUGGGAUUUGAGCUAGAAUCCUUAGUCACAGAAACACAUUUCAUAGACUCCAGUGGAUGAUUUGCAGGCAGUCAUAAGGGACCAAAUCCCAGUUCCACUGGAGUCAAGGGGAGAUUUGUCAUUGAUUUAAACUGGAUCAAGAUUUUGCCCAAAGGAAAGGAUUAAACUUGUUUAUCAAAUAAAAUAUAAGCAGAAGAUUCCUGCCAGGUGCAGUGGUAGCAUUUCGGUUAGCCUUCACACUGGAUUUCAUCUCGGCAUAUAACUAUUAGUCUUGAUUUCAAGAAGAAAUAAAUGAAGGGAUAAAGAUGUCAGGUUAAAAGUGCUAACCUGUCAGGCUGGACUAUUUUUGCAUUUUCUAAAUACAGUCUUUAAAAGGGCUGUGUACACGAACAUUUAGUAUGUGGAAAGCUGAGGCAUGAAUCUACCCUGCACUAGCCUGCUGCGUCAUAAGUGUCCACAUGGACGCUGCUGAUGCACGGUAACAGUUCCAUAGUACACUUUGAUCUACCGGCUUUGAAAGGGGAGUAGGUCAAAGGGCAUUAAGGAGUUGUUAGUGUAGAUCAGUGUGGGGUAGAUUCACACCCCCGGUUUGCUAUGAAUUAAAUGAUCAGAUAGGCAAACCCAAAGAGCCUGGCUAUGUUUCUAAGCCUACUUACACUGGGGUAAACCAAGAGGAACUCCAGAAAAGUCAAUUCUGUUCCACUGCUUUGAGAUUGGAGUCAGGCCUUGUGUUUGCACUUGCACUUAUAGUAAAGUCCAUAGGAAGUUAAAUCAGAUCAUAUCCGACCAUGUUGGCUCACGUUCAACAUGCGUUUUAGAAGUGUUGAAUGUGACAUUCAAAUCCCUUUAUCUUUUUAGGGCAAAAAGAGAUGCUCGUACUUAGUGAGACUGUAAGAUUUCAUGGUACGUGGCAAAGCUCAUUCCUUUCUGUAGUGCUAUGUUUAGUGCUAUAUUCCAACAUAAGUUUGGCCUGAAGUUUGACCUGAUCUCUUGCUUAUCCCUAAAGCCUACUUUGCAGAUUAAAAACCAGCUAAUCAAAUUCUGAUAUUUUCAGUUGUUCUUUUUAGCAAAUUUAAAAGGGAGUUGGCUUUAAAUAACAAACCAAACCUUCUGUGUGAUAUUCUUGAUUGUCCUAGUGUGUCAUAUUGGGGUGAUAAUAUAAACAUGAAAGGCAAAAUUCCUCUCUGCUCCAUCCAACUGAUCUUGACUAAGCUAACCUAUCUGAAUCUAAAUUUACUGUAAUCUCUUUAUCAUUGCACAUCUCUUGCUAGCAGCGAUCACUAUGGUAUCCAAAGUGCCAGAUCCUGCAAAUCGUGAAGCAAGGAGGCUUCAGUGUGAGUACUCGGGCUGAAAAUUAAGAUUGCACAUAAAUGUUUGCAGGAUUGAGACCUAAACACCCACUGUUGAGAUCUCCUUGUUGCCCAUAUGGUUUUUCCACACAGACUUAUGUGCCUACACAGAAUAUUGGAGGGGAAACCUGCAGUGCAGACCUGAGAAGACUCUUGCACUUAGUGAACUCUCCUAUUGCAGUCUUACUCAUGGGCUUAAUAGAUCUAAAGCCAGAAGGGCUCAUUAGAUAAGCUAGUUGAAACUGUAUAACACAGGCCAGAGGCUUCCACCCAAUUACCCUUGCAUUGAUACCAACAUUGAGAAACACUGAAGAAAAAAAUACAUUUCAAAAGUAUUGCAGCAAUAGUAUGGUGUUCUGAGGAUAUUACUGUUAAAAUAUUCUUCCUGGCUGGGGCCCGUGGUAAGGAUACAGCAGCUACUUGUGGGUUUGCGAUGCAGGCCCUAUGAAUAUUUCAGAUAUAUGUAUUACAUGGUCAAAAGGCCCAAUUACCUGCAGUGCACAGUUGUAUGUAUUUUCUAAACUAGUGUGCACACUAACUGUAACGCUGCCGCCAAUCACAUAAUAUGGCUCUGUAUACACUGUAUUUUUUUUUUAACUGAAUCAAGGGAUUCUUUUUCCUUUAAUGGACUAGGCCCUAUGAUGUGAGCAGAUAGAUGUUGUUAAACCCUUUUAGAUUAUUAAUUGUGUCUAAGAGAACUGAUGUUUUCCUGAUAACAUUGGGUAGAACCCUUUUCCAGUGGAUUCUUAUGCUGUGUAUUGAAAUUCAACUUCUGGUGAAGUUUUUCUGUGAUCCAGUUGUUUCCUUUGUUAAUGUUAGGGGAUUAUAACUACCUCUUACAAUGAAGUCAAACUCCUGUUCUAGUGAAGUUGUUUGGUACUUAAUUGAAAACACAGCAGCACUGUGGGUAAAUCUAGAACUUAGUUUCAGAUUGCGUGCAUGCUUUUCCUCUGAUAUUCCUCCUCUUUUGGUUUCUAGGUUUUUAUUUUGUUUCCCUUUAUUUUUGUUUUUUAAAAAAGAAAAAAGGGGAGAAAAAAGAAACCCUAUAACUUUUGAUAGGGUCAUGUUUCAUAUAUAUUCCAAAUAAAACUGAUCUGGGUGUGUC
Dermochelys coriacea (leatherback sea turtle) is the source of this 4795-nucleotide messenger RNA. It is a transcript of the gene VOPP1, whose product is annotated as VOPP1 WW domain binding protein. NCBI's taxonomy places the organism in Eukaryota, Metazoa, Chordata, Testudines, Dermochelyidae. Bases 13 to 621 code for a protein of 202 amino acids. Gene Ontology annotation, cellular component: cytoplasmic vesicle membrane. The record is from RefSeq and is a predicted model, not a curated record. The transcript has 5 exons.